AUGUCGUCAGACCCCGAAUUCGACGGCGUGUCACCGCUGACCGAAGCUAAGAAGUCGCGGGUGCUCAUGGUCGGCGCUGGGGGCAUCGGAUGCGAAUUACUCAAGAACCUCGUCUUGACCGGCUUUGGAGAGACGCACAUCGUCGACCUCGACACAAUCGACCUUAGCAACCUGAAUCGACAGUUUCUCUUUCGACAGGAACACAUCAAGAAGUCGAAAGCGCUGGUCGCCACAGAGGCUGCGCAAAAGUUCAACCCGAACGUCAAGAUCGUCCCAUAUCAUGCGAACAUCAAGGACCCUCAGUUCAACAUUGAGUGGUUUAGCAGCUUUAGGAUAGUUUUCAACGCCCUCGACAACUUGGAGGCCCGACGACAUGUGAACAAGAUGUGCUUGGCGGCCGAUGUGCCACUGAUUGAGAGCGGCACCACCGGGUUCAAUGGCCAGGUUCAGGUCAUCAAGAAGGGCGUGACGGCCUGCUAUGACUGCACAGCCAAGGAAACACCGAAAUCGUUCCCAGUUUGCACGAUUCGCAGCACACCGAGCCAGCCGAUCCACUGCAUCGUCUGGGGUAAGAGCUACCUCCUAAACGAAAUCUUUGGCACAAGCGAGGACGAGUCCGCCUUCGAUCACACCACCGAUGCUGAUAAUGCGAAGGAGAUUGAAGAGCUGAAGAGGGAGUCGGAGGCACUGCGGGGUAUUCGACAGUCAGUCGGCACACCAGAGUUCAGCGAGGCUCUCUUCCAGAAAGUGUUCAACACCGAUAUUGUCCGGUUGAGGUCGAUGGAAGACAUGUGGAAGAGCAGGAAGCCACCCGAGCCACUCGACUACAAGGUCCUGAUGGAGAAGGCGUCUACCCUUGACAAGGAAGCCGUGGUCGAAGACCAACAAAAGGUUUGGACGCUGGAAGAGAAUUUGAUCGUCUUUAACGACAGUCUCGAUCGGCUCAGUAAGCGCGUAAUGGAAAGCAAAGCUGCCGGCCAAGAUGCUGUCAUCACUUUCGACAAGGACGACGAGGACACCCUCGACUUUGUCGCUGCCAGUGCCAAUAUUCGAUCGACACUCUUCGGCAUCGACCGGAAAUCAAAGUUCGACAUCAAGCAAAUGGCAGGUAAUAUUAUUCCUGCCAUCGCCACCACCAAUGCCAUUGUGGCUGGCCUCUGUGUUUUGGAGGCGUUCAAAGUCCUCAAGGGCCAGUACAGCCAGGCGAAGGAAAUCUUCCUCACUCCUUUUGCUACCCAAAGACUGCUCGGAUCCGACAAGUCGCGAGAGCCAAAUCCCGCCUGCCCGGUCUGCAGCUCGUUCCAGAUACGGUCGCUGGUAGACUUUUCCAAGGCUACGCUCAAUGACUUUGUGGAGGACUUUGUCAAAGAGGAGCUUGGCUAUGGGGAGAAGGAGUUUGCUAUCAGCACGGAGGUGGGAAUCAUCUAUGAUCCUGAUGAAACGGAUAAUUUGGAGAAGAAGUUGUCCGAGCUUGGCAUCAAAUCUGACUCCUUCCUGACCAUUACCGACGAGGAUGACGAGCUCGUCAAUGUGGUUGUCGCCCUUUCAGAAUCGAAAGAGCCCCUCGAGGAUAAACCCGUCAAGGGGAUUUUCUCCUCUGAGAAGAAGAUCGAGAUCCCAGCCAAGCCUAAGCAGCCGGCUACGGAAACCAACGGCGCUGCCAGCGAUAGUCCCCCGCUUGUGGUUUCCCUCACGAAACCUACUGACGGUGUCACGCCCGCUAAGCGCUCUCACCCCGAUAGUGAAGAGGGGAUUGCGAAGAAGGUCAAGACGAUCGCUGCUGGUGCUGAUGAGGAAGGCGAUAUCGUCAUAGUGGACGAUGCGCCUUUGGACGCUGGUGGUAGUAGUAGUGGGGGGGCGAUUGCGCUGAGUCCACCAUCGAGGUUGAGAAUGCAGUUAUUAGCGUACUGGUUUUUGGCGAGGAAGGAGGCGGCAUCGGCGACUUCGUCUGGGGUGCCGAAGCGUUGGAGGGGGAUGAGGUUUUGUAAUUUGUCGAUGUUGGUCAUAUCUGGGGGAUUUGCGAAAAGUCAGUGA
This is a messenger RNA of Podospora anserina S mat+, 2034 nucleotides long. RefSeq lists its product as uncharacterized. Gene Ontology annotation, molecular function: SUMO activating enzyme activity. Bases 1 to 2034 code for a protein of 677 amino acids. Gene Ontology annotation, biological process: protein sumoylation. The transcript has 5 exons. NCBI's taxonomy places the organism in Eukaryota, Fungi, Ascomycota, Sordariomycetes, Sordariales, Podosporaceae. Gene Ontology annotation, cellular component: SUMO activating enzyme complex; cytoplasm. The record is from RefSeq and is a predicted model, not a curated record.